GCGGUCCAACCCGCGGAGGCUCGACCCGGAAGCCGCCGUGGCCGCCGCAUAAGCUGCGCUCGUCUCUAGGCAGGGGAGCUCCGUGUCGCACCGGGUUCUUGGGCCGGCCGUGUCCUCGGGCCGGCCGUGUCCUCCUCCCUCGGUCGCCACUGGCCCAUGAGUCCCCAUGGCGACGGCAGGGGCCAGGCCCGGGGGCGGGCAGUCCGAGUGGGGCUGCGGCGCUCCGGAGGCAUCCGCGGCGGCGUGGCGGUGUUCGCCGCCGUGGCCGCAGUGUUCACCUUCACCCUGCCCCCUUCGGUACCGGGGGGAGACUCCGGGGAACUGAUCACAGCCGCACAUGAGCUUGGAGUUGCCCAUCCUCCUGGAUAUCCUUUGUUCACGCUGGUGGCUAAACUGGCAAUUACACUGUUUCCUUUUGGUUCAAUUGCCUACCGCGUCAAUCUUCUUUGUGGCUUAUUUGGAGCAGUAGCUGCAUCAUUACUUUUUUUCACCGUUUUCAGGCUUUCUGGCUCAUCUGCUGGAGGAAUCCUUGCUGCGGGGGUGUUUUCAUUUUCUCGUCUAACAUGGCAGUGGUCCAUUGCAGCAGAGGUUUUUAGCUUAAACAAUCUCUUUGUGGGGCUGCUUAUGGCUCUUACUGUACAUUUUGAGGAAGCAGCAACUGCUAAGGAGAGAUCAAAGAUAGCUAAAAUUGGUGCUUUCUGCUGUGGCCUUAGUUUAUGUAACCAGCACACAAUAAUACUCUAUGUUUUGUGCAUAAUACCUUGGAUUCUCUUUCAACUUUUAAAAAAGAAGGAACUCUCCCUGGGCUCUUUGUUGAAGUUGAGCCUGUACUUCUCUGCUGGUUUGCUGCCCUAUGUCCACCUUCCCAUCUCAUCUUACCUUAAUCAUGCCCGGUGGACCUGGGGAGACCAGACAACACUGCAAGGAUUUUUGACACAUUUUCUCAGGGAAGAAUAUGGAACCUUCAGCCUGGCCAAAUCUGAAAUAGGAUCCAGUAUGUCUGAAAUACUGCUUUCUCAAGUAACAAAUAUGAGGACCGAACUCUCAUUCAACAUCCAAGCCCUUGCGGUUUGUGCAAAUAUAUGUUUAGCAAGAAAGGACAGACAGAAUCCAUCAUUAGUAUGGCUUUUUACUGGAAUGUUUUGCAUUUAUUCAUUGUUCUUUGCUUGGAGAGCAAAUUUAGAUAUUUCAAAACCACUUUUCAUGGGUGUGGUGGAACGAUUCUGGAUGCAGAGCAAUGCAGUAGUGGCUGUCCUCGCUGGCAUUGGUUUGGCUGCAGUUGUGUCUGAGACUAAUCGAGUGCUGAAUAGCAAUGGGCUUCAGUGUCUGGAAUGGCUUUCUGCAACUCUUUUUGUAGUUUACCAAAUAUAUUCUAAUUACAGUGUUUGUGACCAAAGGACCAACUAUGUGAUUGAUAAGUUCGCAAAGAACCUUCUCACCUCUAUGCCUCAUGAUGCAAUUAUCUUACUCAGAGGAGAUUUGCCAGGAAAUUCUCUCCGUUACAUGCAUUACUGUGAGGGGUUGAGGCCUGACAUUUCAUUAGUGGAUCAGGAAAUGAUGACUUACGAGUGGUAUUUACCCAAGAUGGCAAAGCACUUGCCAGGUGUCAACUUUCCUGGGAACCGGUGGAAUCCUGUGGAAGGAAUAUUACCUAGUGGAAUGGUCACAUUUAAUCUUUAUCAUUUUCUUGAAGUAAAUAAACAAAAAGAAACCUUUGUUUGCAUAGGAAUUCAUGAAGGCGACCCAACCUGGAAAAAGAACUAUUCACUUUGGCCAUGGGGGUCUUGUGACAAAUUAGUUCCUUUGGAGAUUGUAUUCAACCCUGAGGAAUGGAUUAAACUUACAAAAAAUAUCUAUAACUGGACCGAAGAAUAUGGAAGGUUUGAUCCAUCUUCUUGGGAAUCUGUGGCCAAUGAAGAAAUGUGGCAAGCGAGGAUGAAAACACCAUUCUUCAUCUUUAACCUGGCAGAAACUGCUCACAUGCCUUCAAAAGUGAAAGCUCAACUCUACGCUCAAGCAUAUGACGUAUGUCUUUAUAAGGAGAUUGUCUAUUUACAAAAGGAGCACCCAGUGAAUUGGCACAAGAACUAUGCCAUCGCCUGUGAGCGGAUGCUGCGUCUUCAGGCAAGAGAUGCAGAUCCUGAAGUGCUGUUAUCGGAAACCAUCAGACAUUUCCGUCUGUACUCUCAGAAAGCACCGAAUGACCCACAGCAAGCUGAUAUUUUAGGUGCUGUAAAGCACCUAAGAAAAGAACUGCAAAGUCUGAGAAAUAGGAAAAAUGUCUGAGACAGCAAAAUAUGAAAAACCUGCUCAUCGUUCAGCUUCCAAAAUUCUGAAGUCCGGAAGUUCUUCCUUCAAGAAAAGAAACUGCAUAAAAAAUUUAAAACUAAGUCAUCUCCCAGAUAUAAGUAUCAUGGUCCAGCAGUACUGUUUAAUGGGGUAUUCAGUGACUAAGGUCUGCUAUUUAUGCAAAAUUCUGUUUAUCCCGUGUUACCAAAUUACCAUUUCAGUGAGAAGCUUUUGAAAAGUCUUCUGACUUCCAGUCUUUCACCAGAUGACGGCACUGGAUUAGAUUCUAGAAGACAAUGAACCAUUUUCAUAUAACUAAAUAUUGGUCAUGAACUACGUAAGGGCCAUGCUUAUUGGGAUCAGUUUUAAAGUUAAAUUCUUUUGAUAUUAAUACCAGACCAAAGACAUUUUCUGUUUCCUGGAAAAAAAAAAUGAAUCAUGUUAGGCUUUAGGUGAGAGUACAUUUUUUACAAAGUAGCUAUAGUUGUUACAUAGUCUUACACUUCAAGCUAAACACCAAAUGGGUGAUAUUUUGAAAAAAGUUUGUGUUUUACUGUCUUAGAUCGUUCUUGGAAAUCACUAAAAAAAAAAAGUUAAUUUGAUGUUUGCUUAUUUCAGUUGCAGAAACUGAUUGGCGAGUAAAAAAGAUUUUGCAUUUACUUAAUUAAUUUUAUAUUUAUGUUUUAUUUCUAUUUGGACUCAGAGAUCUAGGCCCAAUAAUUAGUAGGCUCCUGCUGCCAAAAUGCAAAGGGGAAAAAAAAGGCAGGGAUUGGGGGGGAUGGGGAAGUGGCCCAAUAAAUUCAUUUCUGUUACAAGCAUCUUUUAUACAUAUUACUAAAGAGAACAUAGUAAGAAAUGCAAAUAAUAGUUCUUUAUUUUAUUAUGACAGUUAAUUAAUAGCAACCUGUUUUAAUGAAUAAAGUCACUCAGAGUCCUUCAGCACUUCCUAAGUAGAGGCCAGAAUCUGUAGGGCUUCUUUUCCCCCCAAUUGUAUAGCUCCUAGACUCCAAGCACUAUAUAGGCCCCUGUAUAGAAAUGCUCACUAAUGAAGAGGGAGGGCUAGAAGCUUGUCUGCAUUCAAAGAUCACUGGUGAGUCAUUCAGCAAGAAAAGGCCCCUUACCAGGAAUAGUCACAGUUCCGUGGCAUUGUACUAGCAAAAGGGUCUGAUCAAAGGUCUCCCGUGGAGCUUGCAUGGUUCCCUUUCAUACUACGACCAUAAUUAAAACCACUAAUUCUCUUUUAAAAUGCUGCAGGAUGCCAUGUAGGCAUCUGUCUGGAGUGUCCUUUGUGAUGUCAUAAGCUGUUAAGGACCAGUGCCGAGGGCUUUUGAGUGAAAUGCCAGUCAUGAAGGUGCUUCAAGACAAGGGUGCCUCUAAAAGCUUGACAGGGCCUUGACUGCACAAUUCGAGCUGAAUUUGCCCCUUGUCAGCUGCCAGUAAAUAAAUCAUCUCAAAGGGGGAAAAGCUGAAGUUUCAUUACCUGAUCCAUGGGGCUUUGUUGGUUUUGGCAUCACACAGGGGAAGCUCUUGCCCCUCCAUUCUCUGGAUUUGAAGAUGUCCAUUGGAGCCUGCAGUGCCUGGACAGGGUUCAGAGCGGAACCUUUUGAAGAGUGUCAAUAGUUGUAACAGUUCAGCUGUUAGGAAGACAAAUAAAUGGAGGAGCUCAUUAAUCCGCUUUUGGCUCUCAGUGCCUUUUGCCCUUUUAUCACAGCCUUAUUAGGCUCCUACUCAUCUUGAACCAGAAAAAAAUGAAUUGAAGUUGUUGAGUACUAAUUGGCAAAGACUUUUAAUCAUGGGCCAAGAACUUUCACUGACUUGAAAGUAACUUCUCCACAGGGAAGGACCAAAAACCUGGUUUACCUUAAAACAAAAACCUGUUGGAGUUCAGCGUGGUGUAAAAAUGUAAGGAAGCAUUGAUAAAUUGUCUAAGUUUAUCCAUUUGAAAGAAAUUGCGUAAGAUUAUGAUAUUCUCUUUUCUUUAAAAAAAAAAGUACAGUAAAAUUCAAACAUUCCUUAGGAAAGCAUUGUCUUUAUUGGUUCAGAAAAGAGAUUGCACAUAUGCGUGGUGGUUGUGUUUGUUUCUGAACAUCUAUACACAGGUAUGUGAAUAUUCAUCUCUGCAUCUACAUACGCAUGUGGUGGUUGAGGAACCUUAUUAAAAGUUAUAUUUCCUAUUAGUAGCCUUAAGAAUGGCAAAUGAAGACCUCUUUUUGAGACUCUGCUUUAAAAAAUUUUUUAAAUAUGUGUCUGUACUAUAGAGAUAUGUGUAUGGAUGAACGUGCUUUGUGUAUAGAUUAUUGUCAAAUGGUACCUAGAUUAUUUUGUAUGUGUGCAACAGUGACUUUGGGCCACUCUCUCUUUGAGAAACCAAUGAUAUGAUGGCCCGGAGUAGAUAGGAUCAUAAUGAUUUAAGUUUCUAAAAACCACUGGUAAAUGAAAAACUAGUAAACUGAGCUGAGAUUUAGGGAUGUUGGACUUCAUUCCCAGAUCAACUACUUUGGAGAAUCCUUUCCUUUCUAUUAGAUGAGGUUAAACAAGUUGCUUUCUUUUUCUUUCUCUUACUUUCCUUGGCUAGUGUACAGACACCAUAAAAUCUGAUAAAAGGGGUUUCCUGUAGUCUGACCCCUGACAUUGAGGAGACUGUAAUGGAGGUGACUUCUCAUGCAAGAUUUGGCCAGCGUUCUAGCAGUGUCCCGGGAGUGCCAUGGUUUGGCAGGAAGACAGGAACCCCACAAGGCCAACUUCUGCCUGGACUUCGGCCUGAGGAGCCAGUGGGAGCCAGUGAAACUGUCUGCCUCUCCACAUGCGUCAGGGCCCUGCCGCCCUGGCACCAAGGCUGGCACGCACCAGAGGGCAAGUGGAGAAGCGGAUGGUGGCUCCCAUGUUAUCUGACUAACCACUGGGUGGGCUACACUCCCUGUGCCCCCGCUGUUGCCUCUGAUAGGAGUAUGCUUGGUUCUUGGUAUUGACUUGCCUUUUUUUGUUGUUUUUUAAAAGCACCCAUUUUGUUCAAUGCUUCUGUUCUAUUACUCAAAAUGUAGCCAAAAUAGAAGGGAAUCAAUUACUAGUGUAUUAUUUUGAAAGCUUCAAACAGAAAUUGUGAAAUGUUAUUUCUGCUCAUAUUCUUAGUAUUUUCUCUUGGUAGAAUCAUAAUGUUUAGCCUUUAUGAUAUUUAAAACCCAUUUUCAGUGUUAGGUUUAUUUUUAUGAUACUCUGCCGGUAACUUUUAAGUCAUCAGGCUAGGAUAUGAAGAGUAGUUUUUUAAGUUUAUGUUUUAAAAGUGAAAUAUUGUGAAUCUUUCAUCAUAGUUCUCAUCAGUAUCCCUCAGAAUUUUUAAAUGUUAAUGCUUUAAUAUUUAGGAAAAAUUUUAUACCAAAGUUGAAAAAAAAUAGAAUCCUGUUACUCCCGA
This is a messenger RNA of Pan troglodytes (chimpanzee), 5698 nucleotides long. RefSeq names its product transmembrane protein 260 (gene TMEM260). The coding region runs from base 157 to 2286 and encodes 709 amino acids. The transcript has 16 exons. Lineage: Eukaryota; Metazoa; Chordata; Mammalia; Primates; Hominidae. The record is from RefSeq and is a predicted model, not a curated record.